Messenger RNA from Pollicipes pollicipes, 1453 nucleotides. RefSeq names its product OTU domain-containing protein 7B. Gene Ontology annotation, cellular component: nucleus; cytoplasm. Lineage: Eukaryota; Metazoa; Arthropoda; Thecostraca; Pollicipedomorpha; Pollicipedidae. Gene Ontology annotation, molecular function: K63-linked polyubiquitin modification-dependent protein binding; cysteine-type deubiquitinase activity. The record is from RefSeq and is a predicted model, not a curated record. Gene Ontology annotation, biological process: protein deubiquitination involved in ubiquitin-dependent protein catabolic process; protein K11-linked deubiquitination; protein K48-linked deubiquitination.
GUGAACCAUGGAAUCUCUGCUAUUAUCUGAAUUUGUUAAUACAACUGGUGCUGAACCUGGUCUGGCCAGAGAUUUAUUAGAAGACCAGCGCUGGGACCUGCAGGCAGCGAUACAGGCAUUUGACUACCUGCAGGGCCUGGUGCCAGCUCCUCUGCCACCUGCUGCUCGGGCCGCUGAUGGCCAGACAGCCGGCAACGGCGCCGCCAAGCUGCAGCGCGCCCUGGCUGUUGAGAUGCCUCCUGCAGACCACAAGCUCGGCCGUGGCAUCUCGCGCGCCACCGACAACGUGCGUCUGGUGUCGGAGGCGCGCUCUACGCUUGCAAGGGGAGGCCUGAGCGGGCCGCCAGCGGCCGGCCAGCUGGACGAGGCGCCCGACCACACCUUCCUGCUGCCGGACACCGCCCGCUUCGAGGAGGGCUUCCGGUGCUUCGUGGAGGACGACCUGGUGGACCGGGCCACGCUCGUGUCGCUGGAGCAGGCCGGGCGGCUCAACUGGUGGGCGCGGGCUGGCGUCUGCCCUCCGCUCUGGCCACUCACCACCUCAGGUGACGGCAACUGUCUGCUGCACGCCGCCAGCCUGGGUAUGUGGGGCUUCCACGACCGGCUGCUGACGCUGCGGAAGGCGCUGCGGCCGUGCAUGACGUCCGGGCCCCACGUGGCCGCCUUCCGACGCCGCUGGAGGUGGCAGGUGGCCCAGCAGAACACCGAAGCAGGUCUGGUCUAUUCUGAGGAAGAAUGGGAGAGGGAGUGGGUGAACGUGAUCACACUGUCGUCCAGCGAUCCACGCCAGAACGGCCUGGAAGGCUCCCACGAGGAGGAGCCAGCCCGGCCCGACGCUUCUCUCUCCGUGUACGAGUCGCUGGAGGAGAUCCACGUCCUGGUGCUGGCGCACAUCCUGAGGCGACCCAUCAUCGUCAUAGCGGACGUCACAAUGAAGGACGUACACGGCCAGCCGCUGGCGCCGAUCCCGUUCGGCGGCGUGUACCUGCCGCUGGAGGUGCCGCCGGCUGACUGUCACUGCUCACCGCUGGCGCUCACCUUCGACGCCGGCCACUUCUCGGCGCUGGUGGCCAUGGCGCCCGAGCCGGCCACCGACAGCGCCGCCGCCGAACCGGCCCGCUACGCCGCGCCAGCCGUGAUCCCGGUGACGGAUGCGGACGGCGUGCUGCUGCCGAUCCAGUUUGUUGUUGACCCGGGCCCAGAGGUGGCCUGGGAGAAGGACCAGGUGGACCCGGUGGUGCAGGCGCGACUCACGCUGCAGCCCCAGCACAAGCUGAGCCUGCUCCGCGAGUACCUGGACGUGGUGGAGCUGCCGCUGGACGGUUCCGCUUCUCCCCGACCGCCGCCUCGCUCGCCGCCGCCGGCCCGACAGUACAAACACCACGAGGACAUGAUCAAAAACUACCUGACGUCGGCGCGGGCCCGAUACGCCGAACUGGAGCGGGCUGGCUGA